This is a messenger RNA of Pimephales promelas (fathead minnow), 936 nucleotides long. NCBI's taxonomy places the organism in Eukaryota, Metazoa, Chordata, Actinopteri, Cypriniformes, Leuciscidae. The record is from RefSeq and is a predicted model, not a curated record.
UCAUACAAAUUAUACUGUACCAUCAUUUUUGUUAUUCUAGUCACUGACUUACACUUACUUUUAGUAAAAUUGAAAGAAGAAUGCCAAGAACGUUUUUACCAUCCACAGAUGAAUGAGACCCCGUAGCGCUGGUGAUUUACUGUUGUCCUCACACCGCCUUUGAUUGAUUGCUAGUUGGCCCUGAGACCACAUCAGAACAUCAGUCCUAGCUGUCACGGACCCUCUUUAGAUAUAGCCCUGACACACCGUACACCCUUACACCUUUGAUUUACAGCAAUGACACAUUCUCACGUCUUCACGCCUGAUUAAAAGUAUCCCAUCUGACGAGCAUCCAGCAGUCGAGCGUUCGGUCAGGUAUAGGAGCAAAUACCCAAUACUCAGUGCCAUGGACAGAAAAUCCUCAGUCUCUCCUCUUACACAUCUUGCUUUUUUACUUCUGAUUGGUGCUCUCAACGUUCACACAAGAAGCCUUGCAAAUCCAGAAAACCAGGUUUUCCAUUCAAAGGACGAUUCUGACAUCCAGAAUCAGAUUUUGGCAUUUUUACUACGGAAAAACAUCAUGCCUGUCCAAGAAAACGACGUACUAGGACUUGAGCUGGCCAGAAAAAUCACAGAGCUGCAGGAGCUUGCAGUCCUUCGAGAGGAACUGCAGCUAGAAAGAAAAUUGGUGUCAGAUGCAAUAGAAAAAGAUAGAUCGAUGACCAGCAAAAGAGAUGAUGCCUGUUUCUGGAAAUACUGUGUUUGAGGGUCUCAAAGUGAAGAGCCAGGAGCAAGAAAAUCUGCAAAUAAUCUGAAGCCUUAAUAAUGUAUCAAACAAGUAUAACAUUUUUAGAUAUGUAAUUAUAUAUGUAUUCAUAAUGUGUCAUGAUAAUCAUGAUAUUCAUUUAAUAAUGUACUCAUGACUGUACUCUUAAAACAAAAAUGUAUUUAUGUAAA